Psilocybe cubensis is the source of this 1020-nucleotide messenger RNA. RefSeq lists its product as uncharacterized. Gene Ontology annotation, cellular component: mitochondrial envelope. The transcript is spliced from 10 exons. Gene Ontology annotation, biological process: mitochondrial transport; carnitine transmembrane transport. The record is from RefSeq and is a predicted model, not a curated record. Lineage: Eukaryota; Fungi; Basidiomycota; Agaricomycetes; Agaricales; Agrocybaceae. Gene Ontology annotation, molecular function: O-acyl-L-carnitine transmembrane transporter activity. Bases 1 to 1020 code for a protein of 339 amino acids.
AUGUAUACCGAGAACGUUAAGACAAGCCAUCUUUCGGUUGCCCGCUCGAUAUCAGUCUCUUCACCUGCAUCAGACCCACCCCAUACCCCCGGCGCAUCCCAAAAAAUGAGUAGCGAAGCACCAUCUCCAGACGAGAGCCGUGUAUCGGCGGCCGAAUCCGUAAAGUCAUUCAUCGCAGGAGGGUUUGGAGGUGUUGCUGCGGUUUGUGUUGGUCACCCAUUUGACCUGACGAAGACAAGACUCCAGACCGCUGCCCCUGGAGCAUACACCGGAGCCAUUGAUGUAGUCAAGAAGACUCUAGCUAAGGAUGGUAUUGCAGGCAUGUACCGUGGUAUGGUGCCCCCGUUGUUGGGUGUUACGCCCAUCUUCGCUGUAUCUUUUUGGGCAUAUGACGCGUCGAAGCAGUUAAUUUUCGCGCUUACACCAAAUCGGACCUCCGAAUCCCUAUCCAUUGCUGAGCUCGCGACAGCUGGUUUCCUGUCUGCUGUUCCUACCACAUUAGUUACUGCACCAGUGGAACGUGCCAAAGUCCUAUUGCAGGUCCAAGGUCAAGCAGGCUCACAAACCAAAUAUUCAGGUGUCACCGAUGUUCUGAAGCAUCUGUACAAAGAAGGAGGCAUAAAAAGUAUUUUCCGCGGUACAGGAGCCACGCUUGCUCGGGACGGUCCUGGAAGUGCUGCAUACUUUGCAGCAUACGAAAUUACUAAAAAAGCGUUGACUCCAGCUGGGUCCUCCCCAUCGGAGCUUAAUUUAGGUGCUAUUAUCGUUGCUGGAGGAACUGCAGGUGUGGCCAUGUGGGCUUUGGCAAUUCCUCCGGAUGUCUUGAAAUCAAGAAUACAGUCUGCUCCAACAGGGACUUACUCCGGCUUAAUGGACUGUGCUCGCAAGACGAUCGCACAGGAUGGUGUCCGUGCCCUCUGGAAAGGGUUCGGACCAGCCAUGGCUCGAGCUUUCCCUGCAAAUGCUGCUACUUUUCUCGGUGUCGAAGCGUCUAGAAAGCUUAUGGAUGGUUUCUUCUGA